Molecule: messenger RNA, 672 nt
Organism: Saprolegnia parasitica CBS 223.65
Lineage: Eukaryota; Oomycota; Saprolegniomycetes; Saprolegniales; Saprolegniaceae
Exons: 1
Source: RefSeq, a predicted model, not a curated record
AUGGCACCACCGGCACCGCUUGUAGCAGCACCCGUCGAGAGCUGGAUUGCACCGCUGCUGCCAGCGGUGGUCAAGCCCGACGCAAGAGAAAUCGAGCCACUCACGCCAUUUGUACCACCGGCAGCAGUCAAGAUCGAAACGCUGCCACUUGAUGUCGCACUGCCUGCGCCCGACUGCAGCGUCAACGAUCCACCAAAGUUGUUCGUGGACAAUCCUGCCGCGAGCGAGACUGAGCCACCGACGCCUGUCGCGCCGCUGCCAGCUGAGAUUGUCACGGCGCCACCAGUACCACCGGACGUCGAAGCACCGCUGUUUAUCGACACGGAGCCGCUCGAGCCGCCACUAGACAUGCCACUUGAGAUUGCGACACUUCCACUGGCACCAGCGGAGCUGGAGGCAGUUGCGAUCGACACGGAGCCUGAUACCAUGGCCGCCCCAGACAUCAGAGCCAAAGAACCUCCAGUGGCGACGCCAGACCCGGCUGUAAAGAGCACGUCACCACCGACACCAGUGCUUGGUUGUGUUCCCGCACCAGCCGUAAUGGACACACUGCCACCGGUUCCGACAUUGCCGGAGCCCACGGACAUCACAAUUGAGCCACCGUACCCCGACGUCGCCAAACCGGUGCCAAAGACCAAAUUACCGGUGUUGCCGCUUGUCGAUGUACCCGAU